This is a messenger RNA of Cokeromyces recurvatus, 3294 nucleotides long. Its product is annotated as armadillo-type protein. The coding region runs from base 1 to 3294 and encodes 1097 amino acids. Gene Ontology annotation, biological process: protein import into nucleus. The record is from RefSeq and is a predicted model, not a curated record. NCBI's taxonomy places the organism in Eukaryota, Fungi, Mucoromycota, Mucoromycetes, Mucorales, Mucoraceae. Gene Ontology annotation, molecular function: nuclear import signal receptor activity; small GTPase binding. Gene Ontology annotation, cellular component: nucleus; cytoplasm. The transcript is spliced from 7 exons.
AUGGCACAAGUACCUGUUUCUGCUGAAGUUCUUCAGCAACUUGCUCCUGUACUUUCUAGUCUUUUGUCUUCUGAUAAUAACCAAAGAGCUGCUGCUGAAUCUCAAUUGAACGAUCAUUGGGUUGCUCAACAACCUGAUCUUUUACUUCUUGGACUUGCUCAAUUUGUAGCAAAUAAUAAUGAAGUUCAGCUUCGUUCUCAUUGUAGUGUGCUUUUACGUCGUUUAGCUUAUAAACAAUUUAGUUCUAACGAUCCUGAUAGUCGUCUUUGGGAUGUAGUGCAGGAAUCAACUCGUCAAGGUGUUAAAGAGCUUUUAUUAGUCGCUCUUGCCAAUGAAUCUGAUCAAAGCACUAGACAUAAAGUUUCUGAUACUGUUGCUGAAAUUGCUAGAUUUGAUUUAGUAGAAGGAAAUAAAUGGGAUUCUUUGUUAAAGGCUUUAUUUGAAUGUUCUCAGUCACCUAAUGCUGCCCAUAGAGAAUCUGCUUUCCGUAUAUUUGCUACUGUUCCAGACUUGAUUGCUGGUCAACACACCGAUGCUCUUAAAAAUGUCUUUUUAGCUGGUUUAAAUGAUUCUGAAAGUCAAUCAGUUCGUUUGGAAGCUAUGAAAGCAGCCGCUGCAUAUAUUGUUCAAGCUGACGAACAAGCACAAAAGAGUUUAGGUACUUUGAUGCCUCAUAUGCUUGAUCCUUUAUCACCUGUUAUUGCUGCUCGUGAUGAUUCAACCCUUGUCGAUUGUCUUGUUGUCCUUAUUGAAUUGGCUGAUAGUUGUCCUAAGCUUUUCCGACCUGUACUUCCUAAUGUCUUGAGUGUUAUGGUUUCUGUUGCUAAAGACAAGUCUUUUGAUGAUCGUUCACGCCAAACCGCUUUGGAAUUGUUGUUAACUUUGGCUGAAGCAGCUCCUGCUAUGGCUCGUAAGGUUCCUAACUUUGCUUCUGAAAUCAUUCCUGUUGCUAUGGAAAUGUCAACUGAUAUUGAUGAUGAUGAAUCAUGGUAUACUACUGAUGAUUUGGAUGAGGAUGAUAAUGAGGAAAACUAUGUUAUGGGUGAAAGUACAUUAGAUAGAAUUGCCCGUACUCUUGGUGGUAAGGCUGUUGUUCCUAUUUGUUUCCAAUAUAUUCCUCAAAUGCUUCAAUCAAAUGAAUGGCAGCAAAGACGUGCCGCUCUUAUGGCUAUUUCCUCUAUCGGCGAGGGUUCUAUCAAGAUUAUGAAGCCUGAACUUUCUAAUAUUAUCAAUAUGAUUUUACCUUCUUUCAAGGAUGCUCACCCUCGUGUUCGUUAUGCUGCCUGUAACACUAUUGGACAAAUGUCCACUGAUUUUGCUCCUUAUCUCCAAAAGCACUUCCAUGAAGUUGUUGUUUCUUCUCUUUUACCUGUUAUGGAGGAUCCUCAACCUCGUGUUCAAGCCCAUGCAGCUGCUGCAAUGGUGAACUUCUGUGAAGAAGCUGAUAAAAAAAUUCUUGAUCCUUACCUUAAUGCCAUCUUUGACCGUCUCUUGAUCCUUCUUAAGACUUCUAAGACUUAUGUUCAAGAGCAAGCUAUUACCACUAUUGCCACUGUUGCUGAUUGUGCUGAGGAUCGUUUCAAUAAAUAUCAUGACGCUAUCAUGCCUCUCUUGCUCAACAUUCUUCAUCAAGCUGGAGAUAAACAAUAUCGUCUUUUACGUUCUAGAGCCAUUGAGUGUGCUUCUCUUAUUGGUCUUGCUAUUGGUAAAGAAGUUUUUGCUCCUUAUACCGCUGAAUUUAUCAACAUCCUUGCUGGCAUUCAACAAUCUAUUACAGAACCCGAUGAUAUUCAAACCACCUACCUUUUGGCUGCUUGGGCUCGUAUGUGUAAGAUGAUGGGUCAAGACUUUUUACCUUAUCUUCCUAAUAUUAUGCCUCCUCUCUUGCAAUCUGCUAAGCUUACACCUGAAUUUACCUUUGUUGAUCCUGAAGAAGAAGAUAUUGAUUCCAAGUAUCCUUCAGAUGAUGGCUGGGAAUUCGUUGGUAUCAAUGGCCAACAAAUUGGUAUCAAAACUUCCGUAUUAGAAGAGAAAUAUACAGCUAUCGAAAUGCUCACCAGUUACGCUCGUGAUUUAGGAGCUGGUUUCUUACCUUAUGUUGGUCCAGUUCUUGAAAUUGCUUUGCCUUUACUUAAAUUCUACUUCCAUGAUGGUGUUCGUCAUGCUGCUGCCUCUCUUAUCCCUCUCCUUUUAAAGGAUGCUAAAGAGGCUAACGUUGCUCCCGGUGAGAUUGCUAACAUGUGGAAUACCAUUUUUGAAAAACUUUGCAAGAUUUUGACUAUUGAAGAUGAUAUUACCUUCUUAGCACAAACCUACGCUACUUUCUCAGAAUGCAUUGAUGUCUUGGGUGAAAACUGCCUUCAACCUGCACAAAUUGAAAACUUUAUGAAGGGUACAAAUGAACAAUUAGCCAAGUUCCUUAAGCGCUUGAAUGAACGAGAACAAGAAAAACAAGCUGGUGAAUAUGAUGCUGAUGAUGAAGAACAAUUAGCCGACGAAGAAGCCACUGAAGAAGAUGCCCUUAGUGAAAUGGCUCGUGCCAUUCAAUCUUUGUUCAAAAUUUUGGGCCCUGCUUUCUUACCUUACUUUGAUAAGCUUUUACCCUUAAUUGUUCAAUUCCUUCCCCAUCCUAAUAAUGCUGCUCGUCAAUGGGCAAUCUGCAUCUUUGAUGAUCUUAUUGAAUUCACAGGUCCUGCCUCUUUCAAUUAUUCCAAUUACUUCUUACAGGCCAUGGUCGCUGGUAUCUCUGAUAAAGCAAGUGAGAUGCGUCAAGCAUCCGCUUAUGGUGUUGGUGUCAUGGGUCAAUUUGGUGGACCACAAUAUGCAGAUGCUUGUGCUGCUGCCCUCGAGCCCCUUUUCAAUUUGAUCAAUUCUCCCAAUGCUCAUGAUGAUGGCAUCGUGUUUGUAACUGAAAAUGCUAUCUCAGCCAUUGCUAAAAUCUGUAAAUUCAAUAACAGCAAAUUCCAAUUGGAGCCUGUCUUGGCUGCCUGGCUUACAACUUUACCCAUUGUUAAUGAUGAUCAAGAGGCACCUAUUGUCUAUACAUACUUACUUGAUCUUCUUGAAGCUCAACAUCCUAGCAUUUUGGGUCCCAACAAUAGCAACAUCCCUCUUAUAGUUAAAAUCUUUACUGAAGUCUUGGCUGCUGAUAUUUUGUCAACUGAAUUAUCAGCUCGUAUGGUAAACAACAUGAAGUUAAUCUUAGGAGGACUUGAUGAAGCAACUCGUAACCAGUUAUGGAAUGCUAUUCCUGUAGAAACUAGAACUAUUCUUCAAAAGAAGAAUUAUGUAUAA